CGCUGAGAAAAGAAGGAAACACACAAAACACAAAAAAGUGCAGGGAAAAGAACCAAAUAUACAAAAUAAACAAACAACUGCGGCUGCAAUGGAGAAGAGAAUAGAACUGGAGCGACGCGCACGCAAAGUAAAUCAGAUCACAGAGCUGAAUCUGGACAAUUGCCGGAGUACAAGCAUCGUUGGCCUUACAGACGAAUACACCGCCUUGGAAUCGCUAAGCUUGAUCAACGUGGGUCUCACCACACUCAAAGGUUUCCCCAAGCUGCCCAACUUAAAGAAGUUGGAGCUGUCCGACAACCGAAUUUCGAGCGGCCUCAACUAUCUGACCACCAGCCCCAAACUGCAAUAUCUCAACUUGUCCGGCAACAAGAUCAAGGAUCUGGAGACCCUUAAGCCCCUGGAGGAGUUUAAGAAUCUAGCAGUGCUGGAUCUGUUUAAUAACGACGCCACCCAGGUGGACAAUUAUCGCGAGAAGAUCUUCAAGAUGCUGCCAUCGUUAAACUUCUUGGACGGUUUUGAUUGCGACGAUGAGGAGGCGCAAUCCGAUGGCGAUGAUGAUGAAGAAGUCAACGGCAACGAUUCCGAGGAGGAAGAUAAGCGCAGUGCCUUCUGUUUGAAUGGUUUAGAAAUCGAUUUAGACGAGCUCGAGGCACUGGAGCAGCGCGUGAAGGCGAAAAAGAGUUUGCAGGACAAACCACCUUCGCACUCGGAGGACAAUGAAGUAGACGACUUAGAUGAGUACCUGAAAGAGUUGCAGUUGAGGGAACCCACAGCUGCAGCAACCGAUGAAAAAUCUGUGAUAAAGGCGACCCAACAGACCGCUAGCAAUCGAAACUUAAAUUUCGCCAUCCUGCUCUAUUGGUUCUUUGCCAUUUUAAAUCUGGCCAACGCCACAUAUUUUUCCAAUGACGAUGACGACGAAGGUGACAGCGAUGAUAGCGAGGAGGACAACGGAGAGGUGUCCCUUUCGGAGGUGUACAAUGACGAUUUGGAGGAGGAUAACUCCGAUUGGGAGGGCGAGGGUGAAGGUGGCGAGGACGAUGAGGAUGAGGACUCCGAUAUUGAUGAAGCCGAUGGGGAUGCAAACGAAUCCGCUGCAUCAGUAAAUGCCAAGGAUGAUAAGGAUGGCGAAAAGGCAGGAGACGAAUCGCAAGCCCGGGGCAAGAAGAGAAAGCAUGAUGGUUAAAUCCUCCAACUGUCACUCUAUCGUCAUUGUACGUUAUAAAUUUAAAUAUACACCCACACACACACACUAAACAAACAUACAGCCACACACAUCAUAUUUUGAUAGAAAAAGAUGAUUAACCCUUUAGGAAGCCCACAAUUUGUUUCUCUAAAAUGUAAGCUAAAAAAAAAAAAUUAAAAACGAAAAAAAAAAACUAAAGCGACAAACACCCAAAACAAACACAGAGAGCUGAAAAAGGCGGGAAAAUGAACGUAAUAAUCAAACAAAGCAAAGCAAAACAAAAUAUAUGUUUAAGCGAGGGAAAACAAGAGGAAAACAAGAAAAAACAACCAAUAAAAAAUGCUUUACUAAAGUCUCAUUCGAACCCAAGUUCCAGUUUUUACACCUUCGUCAGUUAGAUUUCCCCCUUCUUAAAAUUGCUAAGCUCUUAAGUUAUUAACCAUAUAGUUACGACAUGUACACUUUUUAAACAUCUAAUGACUUGCUGUUAUAUUUCAACCAACAACUGUGAAACAAAACUCAAAUCUACACUCCGACAGCGUUAAACAUUUUAUUUGUACAACUUCGGCUUUGUCAACGUUUCGCGUGAAAGGGAUCACACAAUUACUGCUAAGAACUUUUAACUAACUCUUAAGUCAUUCCUUUGAAUACGCAUAAGUUAAGCGAAAUCCAAUUGAUUUACCCACAUUUUCAUUGUUACCCACCUCUCCCGACAUUUAAACUUUCUCAGCAUCUCUUACCAAGCGUAAUGAACUCACCCAAAUUGUUUUCCUUUAUGUACUUUUAAGUAAAACUACACCACAUACCCAAAUGUUUCCACUUAUUCAACGGCAGUAGAAUGUUUUCAUUGAAUGUGGCGAGUAAAUCUUAUACACACACUUUUAGACAAGAUUUUUCAUUUAAUAAACAUAUAUGCAAACAAGAAUUAUAAGAGCA
This is a messenger RNA of Drosophila gunungcola (fruit fly), 2122 nucleotides long. RefSeq names its product acidic leucine-rich nuclear phosphoprotein 32 family member A (gene Mapmodulin). Gene Ontology annotation, molecular function: histone binding. Gene Ontology annotation, cellular component: nucleus. The record is from RefSeq and is a predicted model, not a curated record. NCBI's taxonomy places the organism in Eukaryota, Metazoa, Arthropoda, Insecta, Diptera, Drosophilidae.